Mytilus trossulus (common blue mussel) is the source of this 840-nucleotide messenger RNA. RefSeq names its product complement C1q-like protein 2. Gene Ontology annotation, molecular function: protein binding. The coding region runs from base 69 to 740 and encodes 223 amino acids. NCBI's taxonomy places the organism in Eukaryota, Metazoa, Mollusca, Bivalvia, Mytilida, Mytilidae. The transcript is spliced from 4 exons. The record is from RefSeq and is a predicted model, not a curated record.
UCUGAAGUCUUCUUAUCUUGAAUUUGAGACAAUAACGUUGUGAAUUUAUAUUAAUCAUCUGUGUAACCAUGCAUUUUGGAUUUUGUUUGCUAGUUUUAAUUCCGUUAAUUAGUGCUCAUGUGCCAGUAAAGAAUAACGAUGAUGCUGUAAUUCAUUUCUUCGAGCAUCAGUAUGAGGAAUUGAAAGCUCUUAUAGGGGAUUUAGAGUCUAAAUUGGAAUCCACGGAGGAAAUGAACAUUGAAUAUGCUGACAGAUUAACUUCUGCUGAAAAACUGAUCAAGGAUCUUAGCAAUAGCCAUGAGGAUCAAAGAAGAGCAUUCACUGACUCGCAAGUUGCUUUCUAUGCCAAAUUGUCUGGCAGUCUACAUGGAUUGAGUGCUCAUCAAACCAUCAAAUUCGAUGAAAUUGUAACAAAUACAUCAGCGUCUCUUUAUGACACAGCAACUGGUAUUUUUACCGCUCCUGUUUCCGGCAUGUACGUCAUUUCCUGGACAGCUAAUGUCAACUAUAAACAGGCUCAGGCAACGGAACUGACGGUCAAUGAUGUAGUUAAAGCCUCGGCCUACACCGACACUGCGCAGGGUGGUGACGGUGAUUAUGGCAGUGCCUCUCAGACAGUUGUCUUGCAGGUAAACAAAGGUGAAAAAGUUCUCGUAAGAACUGGAACCGACGGGAGUGGCGAUGUCCAUGGCGCUGAUUAUAGUACAUUCUCAGCGUUUUUACUCUUCCCUCAUGCUUAAAGACUUGAUUUGCAAUUCUGCCUUUUUGAUAUAUUAAAUUCGAAAAAGGAAAUACAGUUAUAUAAUUAAGAAUAUACGAUCAAUCUUUACAUAGGCUUUG